This is a messenger RNA of Dendronephthya gigantea, 2412 nucleotides long. RefSeq names its product intracellular protein transport protein USO1-like. The record is from RefSeq and is a predicted model, not a curated record. Lineage: Eukaryota; Metazoa; Cnidaria; Anthozoa; Malacalcyonacea; Nephtheidae. Bases 178 to 2334 code for a protein of 718 amino acids. The transcript has 6 exons.
UCAACAGGCGUCAAUUGCCGAGAGACGAUCGUGCCGUUUGGUCGAACCGCGAAAAGUAUAAAUCUGGAAGCCUGUGGUCAAAAACUGUGCUCAGGACAGUCGGAAAUUUCGCUUGUUUCUUGGCAGUCAACUCUAAUUUGACGAACCCUAAAAACACAGGCUGGCUGUGGCUAGCCAAUGGCGGAAUCCUCGACGCGUUUAUAUAAAAUGGGAAAGUACACACACGUUAAUUGUCGGCAUUGUAUGCGACCGAAAUUGUCAAACACUCAUCACGUUAGUCCGAGACGCAAUUUAAAAGACUUAAAUGAACGAAGGCGUAAUUCGGAGGGGCAGAAUGAGAUGAUGCGUCGGGACUACAAACAGAAUACGAAUGAUCCUGCUUCGGAUUUUUCCGGGAGAUGUGCGUCAGACGUAUACUCAAGCGACGCGCACAGCACCGAAUCUCGCAUAAAUUGCGCAAAUUCUUCGUGCGAAUACCGAGCGGGCGAACAACAUCGCGCCGCAGGAAAGGAAAUCGUGUACCGUGAGAAAAGGGACACGAAAACUCGGAGGCAAAGAAACACCGAGAAACAACCAAACGGUCGCAGGUUUUUGACCCGUUCAGCGUCGUGUGGGAACGUGGGUUACGUCGGGUACCCAGGCAACGAGACAUGCACAAGCUCUGGAACGGAUAGCGAAUGCUCUGACGCAUUCGAAAGCUCGUCUAUUGAUACUUGUCUGGAGUGCAGCAACGAUAAAAAUUCGCUGGAGAGGCACAGGGGGAUUGCCAGCAUGCCCAAUCUGAUGAAGGGCUUGCGCGGAAAUAAUCAAACCAGAGAUGAGUUAACGCAACAAGCUGGUAAUAAUCAUUUGGGUCUGGAGGUUAUGCUUUCUUUGAUAAAUGGACCAAUGCAAUCCGUAAUUGACAGUAAAGACGAGAAGAUAAAAUCGCUCGAGCGGGUUGUUGAACGUUUAGAAUACGAAAAUAAACAAAUUAAACACGAACAGCAACCGGGGGAUGCGACGAAAAUAUUCACGUUGGAGAAGACGUUAGAGAGCUGUGUUCGACAAAUUGAACAGCUGGAGGAAGCGAAGAAAACUGCGCUGGAGAAAGUCCGCUUGCUCGAGGAUCUUCGUAAAAAUGACAAGGAAUGCAUCGAUAUCCUGCGAACGCAGACCAGCGACCUCGAGUCAAAAUUAACGAAGAGCGAUGAACGCGUGAGGGAGGUCGAGAAGGACGGGAAAACGCAGAACCAGUGGUUGAAACAGCAGUACGAGAAACAGAUCGAGGAGCUCCAGGGCGCCCUGCGUUCCAAGGAAGUGAAAUUGCGUGAUCUGGAUCGCGUGAAGUCACGCGUUGCAAAACAGAAACAAGAUCUUGAGGACAAGAGAAACGGCGAAAAUGAGCUGCAUGCCAAGAUGUGUGAACAGGUUUUGGAGCUGAAACGCGACCUACAGCUCCAUCAAACCAGGUUGAACAUAUUGGAAAGGGAGAAACGGUCCUUGGAGGAGAGUCUUUCGCAAUCAGAAAAUUUACAGAGACAGGACCAGAAGUCCUCGUAUGUCUUGCAAAUGAAAAUCGUUGAACUUCAGGAGAAAUUGGACAUGAGUUAUCGAAAAAACGAAGAACUCGAUAAACUAUACGAGGCAUCUGAAGCCAAACGACAAGUUCUCGAGGGGAGAUUGAAGCAGGCUUCAACCAAGUCACCAGGUACGGCUCAAACCGCGCAGCUACAAACGGGAAGAAACGAGACGAAGCCGGAGAGUCUCGAAAGAAGUACGACAGUUCUUAACCGUCCGAUGAACUUAGAUAUGAACGAUGUACUCCGAGAGAAAGUCGUUGAACUUCAGAAGAAGCUGUUGAAGGGACAGCAAGCAAUGCACCAAGGAGACGGUGCCUCGGAAAAACGUCUGUUACAGAAUCUUAACUUUUCAGAGCGGGACAGCCGCGCGUCUCUUCAAGAGAAGUGGGAACUAAAGGAUGAUAGCUAUGAUGAUAUCAUUGAGGAAACGGUCCCCGUGAGGGAUAUGCCUGUGAAGAAGGAGUCGACCUUUACUGAAGAUAAAAGGCCCUCAUCAGACGACAGUUCUAGUGCCAGUAGCAGCGCUUCAUCUUCAAGACGAGGCUCGGCCGAGUCCCCGCGAUCAACGAGACGCCAGUUGAAGGUGCUUAAGGUUCGAAAGGUUAGCAAAGAAAACAUUUCUCAAUUUCAACAGAACGCUGCGUACAUGAUGUCCCUGGGCAGGCAGCCAGGGCUAAAAGACGUACGUGAAAGUCCCAGUGGUCCACACGAAAACUUAAGCGCUGUUGGAAAUCGCCAGACUGCUUUUAGACCGGUGAAAGCCACACGGUGAAGAUGUUAAGUCGGUUUUCCACUAGCGAUAAUUUUCGCGCGAAGCGACAUUUUACUUUUGUUUCAGAGCUUUCAAUUG